CCCGGUCUUCCCUCUUUUGUGCGAGGCUGAUCGAUCGACUGGGUUCGGAGGCGCAUUGGGUUAGCAAUUUGGUCGGCGGGGAAGGCAUGGUGUCGAAAUAACACCGUACAUUCCGGAUUUGGGACAGUAUGGGGCAGCUUGGGUCACCCCUUUAAUAGAGAGUGGGAGCAAGGGGUACGCUUGGAGGGUACGGAUGAUGCGAGCGGGCUGGCUGCACCAUGUUACCCCGGAGGGGUGUAAAGCUCAUGCGCUCGUCUUUCUCUCACAUGGCCAACUCGCCUCGACCUCCUUACGCGAACCUGUCGCGCACAUCACCGCCGCAGACGUCCACAUCACCUCGGAUGACGUGAUCGUCAUGUUCCACGACCCUUCCUUAGAGCGCACCACCAACGGCUCGGGCCUUAUCCGGGACCAGCCGUACCAUGGCAACAUUGAGAACAUCCGCACGACCAAGACGCCCGUCCAGAAGAUUCCGACGUUUCAUGAGCUGUGCGACUUCCUCAUGCGUCCAGAGUGCAUGCAUGUCAAGGUCAACAUCGACAUCAAGCCUGACAACGACCCAGACAGGCUGUUUUGUCUGAUGAGGGAGAUCGUCAACCGAUAUUCAGACUGCGAGACGGCGCUGUCGCCGCGCAUCAUCCUCGGGCUGUGGCACCCCAAGUUUCUGCACGCGGCGCUGAAGCAUGUCCCACUGCUGCGCCGCAUCCACAUUGGCGGCUCCCCCUCGCUGGCGCGGCAGUACUUUUGGAAGCAUUGUGACGGCUUCAGUAUGUGGUUCGCUGGUCUGGUCGGCGCCGAGGGCCAGGCGUUCCUGCGCGAGGCGCAAGGCGCAGGGAAGGACGUGUACGUCUGGACCGUCAACCGCCCAGACGAGAUGAUCGAGGCGACGCGCUGGGGCGUCAAGGCCGUCCUGACAGACAAGACGGAAAUUUUCCGCGACCUGCGCGUCGCCAUGGCCAAGGACUUUGCCGCGACGCGCAAGGAUCAGGUCGGCCUCUUUUUCCGCUGGGCGUCGUGGCGGUACUGGAUGCUCCCCCAGUUCGUCAUCCAGACCAUGUGGGUCGCCAACCUCGAGAAGCGCGCUGGCGAGUCGUUCAAAGCGGCAGACGACCGCGCUCUGCGUGAAGCCGCAGCCAAGGUUGUCACCGCCGCCGCCGCGCCGCAUGAAGAUACAAGCGGGGCCACGACGGUCAUCGGCUCGCCCGACGCGCUCAAGCCAUCGCCGACCGACAACGCCGCCGUACCCCCGAUUACGGCCAGCCUGGCUUCUCCGGCAGCAUAGAUGCUUCGCUACCGCAACUGCACAUACAUUAGCACGGCUCUUUAAUCUCUGUUUUCCCGUGUCAGUCUAUCCUGGCCAAAACCAGGAACCUGCAUUCCACGGGAACCCACCUCAUCAGCAGCAGUCUUCGUCUCGUGUCAUCCGCCCUCAUUCAUCGAUCAGUGUUCACUGCCCGGACGCUCUGCAUCACUCCUUCAUUUUUCCCAAGCAUGCCGCGUUACAGGUUCCCGCCGCGGAGAAGGAGGGGUAGACCAAUGGACAUUUCUUCAUCCAACCCAUUGCC
Messenger RNA from Tilletiaria anomala UBC 951, 1565 nucleotides. Its product is annotated as PLC-like phosphodiesterase. Gene Ontology annotation, biological process: lipid metabolic process. The transcript has 2 exons. The record is from RefSeq and is a predicted model, not a curated record. Lineage: Eukaryota; Fungi; Basidiomycota; Exobasidiomycetes; Georgefischeriales; Tilletiariaceae. Gene Ontology annotation, molecular function: phosphoric diester hydrolase activity. Bases 194 to 1282 code for a protein of 362 amino acids.